Messenger RNA from Calliphora vicina (urban bluebottle blowfly), 1248 nucleotides. RefSeq names its product pupal cuticle protein 36-like. Lineage: Eukaryota; Metazoa; Arthropoda; Insecta; Diptera; Calliphoridae. The record is from RefSeq and is a predicted model, not a curated record. The transcript has a single exon. The coding region runs from base 31 to 1248 and encodes 405 amino acids.
CAGAGAACAGUAAGAUUCCAAAUAUAAAAGAUGCGUGCUUUCAUCGUCCUUUGCCUUGUGGCUGUUGCCUGUGCUGACAAAUUGGGUUACAACUACCAACCUGUGGGUCAUUCAGACUCUGGAUUAUCAUUUGCUCCUGGCUCAUCUGGUCAUGUAUCAGGUUUUGGUGGAUCCCAUGGCGCUGGCGACUACUCGUCCUCGUCAGUAGGCGGUAAUGCUGGUUUUGGAGGUUCAAGUGGUGGUUUUGGCAUUGGAGGUUCAAACGGCGGUUUUGGAAGUUCCAAUGGUGGUUUCAGCGCUGGUGGUUCCAAUGGUGGUUUCAGCACUGGUGGUUCCAGUGGUGGUUUCAGCAAUGGUGGUUUCAGCUCUGGCGGAUCUGGUUCCGGUUCGGUUGUUGGCUCUCAUGGCGGUGCUUCUUAUGCUCCCCAAGCUGAACUCGAAAAGGAAUUCUAUACAUUCACUGCCAACGAAGAAGAUUUCACUGAACCCGCUGUUGAAAGCCAAAUCGCCAGUUCUGCUAAGAAAAAUCUCCGUGUUAUUUUCAUCAAGGGUCCUGAAAACCAUGGUUUGGAAAAGGCUGCUCUUGCUUUGGCUAAACACGCCUCUGAACAAAAAACUGCCAUCUAUGUUCUCCAAAAACAAGCCGACAUCAGUGGUUUAUCCCAAAAAUUGAACACCAUCAACAACAACGUCAACAACAAACCCGAAGUACACUUCGUCAAAUACCGUACACAAGAAGAUGCUGUCAACGCCCAAAAGGCUAUCCAAGGACAAUAUGAUUCUUUGGGUGGUAGUACUCAAAACUUCAAUGGUGGUGUUGCUCCCGUAUUGAACUUUGCUUCAAAAGCCCCCGCUGCUUCUCAUGGUUCCCAUGGUUCAUUCGGAUCUUCUGGUAACUUAGGAUCUUCUGGCUCUCUUGGUUCCUUCGGAUCUCUUGGAUCUUCCGGAUCUCAUGGAUCUUCCGGAUCUCUUGGAUCCUUCGGAUCAUCUGGCUCUCUUGGAUCUUCCGGAUCUGUUGGAUCCUUUGGAUCAUCCGGCUCUCUUGGAUCUUCCGGCUCUCUUGGAUCUUCCGGAUCUCUUGGAUCAUUCGAAUCAUCCGGCUCUCUUGGUUCUUCUGGCUCAUUCGGUACUGUCGGUUCUGUUGGUUCAUUGGGCUCAUCUGGAGUUUCUGGUCCAUCCACCGUCGGUUCCUCAGGCCCCAGCUCUACUUAUCUUCCAGCUUUCAUUGCCAACCGUUACCGUAAGUGA